This is a messenger RNA of Arabidopsis thaliana (thale cress), 2099 nucleotides long. RefSeq names its product UDP-glucosyl transferase 73B5 (gene UGT73B5). Lineage: Eukaryota; Viridiplantae; Streptophyta; Magnoliopsida; Brassicales; Brassicaceae. The transcript is spliced from 2 exons. The coding region runs from base 388 to 1842 and encodes 484 amino acids. The record is from RefSeq and is marked reviewed. Gene Ontology annotation, molecular function: UDP-glycosyltransferase activity; flavonol 3-O-glucosyltransferase activity; UDP-glucosyltransferase activity.
AUAUUCGAUUCCCAAUUUAUAGCCAACCAAAGAAGACUCGGUCCUAAACGAACCAGAAUAAGGCAACACAAAAAGUACUAAAACAUGACGUGAGCAAAGACGUUAGAUUCGCCUCCAUUAAUUCAUCUGAUCUUCUUCCACUGUCUUCUUCAACGUGCACACGUGUCUGUGUAUAUAUAUCUUGAAUGUCUGAAUCUGGAAGAACAAUUCAAGACCGCGUACAAAACUAAAUCCAAUCCAGACAAGAAACCGUCGUUGUUUUGUCUGAUCACAUAACACAUUUCAGUUUAUAGAUCUGCAGAAUUUGUUUUUUGUAUUUUUGUUCUGUUUUCUUUUGAUUUUCUUCUUCAUCCUGUAAAACCUAGAAUUUUGUUUCUUCAACCAAAAAUGAACAGAGAAGUCUCUGAGAGAAUUCAUAUUUUGUUCUUCCCCUUCAUGGCUCAAGGCCACAUGAUUCCAAUUUUGGACAUGGCCAAGCUUUUCUCGAGGAGAGGAGCCAAGUCAACCCUUCUCACAACCCCAAUCAACGCUAAGAUCUUCGAGAAACCUAUUGAAGCAUUCAAAAAUCAAAACCCUGAUCUCGAAAUCGGAAUCAAGAUCUUCAAUUUCCCUUGUGUAGAGCUUGGAUUGCCUGAAGGAUGCGAGAACGCUGACUUUAUCAACUCAUACCAAAAAUCUGACUCAGGUGACUUGUUCUUGAAGUUUCUUUUCUCUACCAAGUAUAUGAAACAACAGUUGGAGAGUUUCAUUGAAACAACCAAACCAAGUGCUCUUGUUGCCGAUAUGUUCUUCCCUUGGGCGACAGAAUCUGCUGAGAAGCUCGGUGUACCAAGACUUGUGUUCCACGGUACAUCUUUCUUUUCUUUGUGUUGUUCGUAUAACAUGAGGAUUCAUAAGCCACACAAGAAAGUCGCUACGAGUUCUACUCCUUUUGUAAUCCCUGGUCUCCCAGGAGACAUAGUUAUUACAGAAGACCAAGCCAAUGUUGCCAAAGAAGAAACGCCAAUGGGAAAGUUUAUGAAAGAGGUUAGGGAAUCAGAGACCAAUAGCUUUGGUGUAUUGGUUAAUAGCUUCUACGAGCUGGAAUCAGCUUAUGCUGAUUUUUAUCGUAGUUUUGUGGCGAAAAGAGCUUGGCAUAUCGGUCCGCUUUCGCUAUCUAACAGAGAGUUAGGAGAGAAAGCCAGAAGAGGGAAAAAGGCUAACAUUGAUGAGCAAGAAUGCCUAAAAUGGCUGGACUCUAAGACACCUGGUUCAGUAGUUUACUUGUCCUUUGGGAGCGGAACUAAUUUCACCAACGACCAGCUGUUAGAGAUCGCUUUUGGUCUUGAAGGUUCUGGACAAAGUUUCAUCUGGGUGGUUAGGAAAAAUGAAAACCAAGGUGACAAUGAAGAGUGGUUGCCUGAAGGGUUUAAAGAGAGGACAACAGGGAAAGGGCUAAUAAUACCUGGAUGGGCGCCGCAAGUGCUGAUACUUGACCAUAAAGCAAUUGGAGGAUUUGUGACUCAUUGCGGAUGGAACUCGGCUAUAGAGGGCAUUGCCGCGGGGCUGCCUAUGGUAACAUGGCCAAUGGGGGCAGAACAGUUCUACAAUGAGAAGCUAUUGACAAAAGUGUUGAGAAUAGGAGUGAACGUUGGAGCUACCGAGUUGGUGAAAAAAGGAAAGUUGAUUAGUAGAGCACAAGUGGAGAAGGCAGUAAGGGAAGUGAUUGGUGGUGAGAAGGCAGAGGAAAGGCGGCUAUGGGCUAAGAAGCUGGGCGAGAUGGCUAAAGCCGCUGUGGAAGAAGGAGGGUCCUCUUAUAAUGAUGUGAACAAGUUUAUGGAAGAGCUGAAUGGUAGAAAGUAGAGGAAGAGAAUAUGUUUAAUGUUCUGAGAUAGAUUAUUGACUUUGUGUUCCUCUUUGGAGUUGUUCUUUAUGUCAUCUUAGCUUUUGCUACUGUUUAGUAAGAGAAAGUCCAUUGUGUGUUUCUAUAUAAUAAAGAAUAGACCUGAAGAUAGGCAUUUUCAAGUUUCUGCUUUAAGAUACCAAAUCUUCGUUGUGCAUACUUUUUACUUCUUGUGAUCUUACUAUGUGAUUUAUAUGGCAUGGAUUAUAUAGGUCGG